AUGGUCGAAACCCUCGAGGCGCGCUACCAGGAGACACUGGCAGCCACCGAAUCGCUCCACGAAAAGGCCCGCGUGGGCAUUGAUCUUCUCGAGGAGAUGCUGUCCGAGUUUGAGGUCCGAGCCUACAAGCUGCGAGAACAAGGCCUUGCCAACGCUGCCACCGCAGCCGAGGCUUUCAUGGAUGAGGGCCGGCGAGUCGCAAACGAGGGCAUCGAGCGAGCCAGGGGGGUUGUGGAUGAAGGCAUCGAGCGUGCCAAGCGAGCCGCCUUGUCGCUUGAGGAGCACAUCCAGCACGCCGUCGACCUGGCGAGAGAGCGUCGCCUCCUCCUCUACGAUGACCUGCCCAUGCCGUGGCGCAACAACCCCCACAUCCUCAAGGGCUACCGCUUCACUGAGACCAAGCUCGAAUGCGUGCGGUCCAUGUUUGACAUUUCCAACGAGUCCUUCAACAUCUGGUCUCAUGCGAUUGGCCUUGUCCUGGUUCUCGCCGUCGCCUUUUACUUCUACCCCAGCAGCGCCAACUUUGGCCUGAGCUCCACCAGCGAUGUCCUGGUGGCGGCAGUCUUCUUUGUCACCGCCUGCCUGACUUUGGUCUGCUCCAUCGUAUGGCACACCAUGAAUGCCGUCGCAGACGUGAAUGUCAUUUCCAUCUUUGCCUGCGUCGACUACACAGGUAUUUCCUUACUGAUUGCAGCUUCCAUCCUGACAACCGAAUACACGGCCUUCUAUUGCGAUCCUGUGAGCCGAUGGACCUAUAUGACACUCACCGCGCUCCUGGGCGUUGGCGGCGUCGCCCUGCCCUGGCACCCGACCUUCAAUGGCGCCGACAUGGCCUGGGUCAGGGUCGCAUUUUACGUCGGCCUUGUCCUGACCGGGUCCAUGCCCAUCCUGCAGCUCUACUUGACGCACGGGUCCGACUUCGUCAUCAACUUCUACUCGCCCAUCUCAAAGUCCCUUUUAGUCUACUUCGGAGGAGCAAUCGUCUACGGAAGCAAGAUCCCCGAGAGAUGGUUCCCCGGCGUAUUCGACUACAUUGGGGGAAGUCACAACCUUUGGCAUGCGGCCGUGCUAGGCGGCAUUCUGUUUCACUACACGGCUAUGCAGCAAUUCUUUUCCAACGCUUUUCGCCGCUUCGAGGGCGGCUGCCCUGCCUCCUAA
Messenger RNA from Hirsutella rhossiliensis, 1158 nucleotides. Its product is annotated as hemolysin-III related domain-containing protein. Gene Ontology annotation, cellular component: membrane. The coding region runs from base 1 to 1158 and encodes 385 amino acids. Gene Ontology annotation, molecular function: signaling receptor activity. The record is from RefSeq and is a predicted model, not a curated record. Lineage: Eukaryota; Fungi; Ascomycota; Sordariomycetes; Hypocreales; Ophiocordycipitaceae. The transcript has a single exon.